AUGCAGCAGCCAAGACCCCAGCAGCGAGCCCCGGGCAGCUUCUCGCCUCUGACCAACACAGGAAACGGAUCGUCCAAUGCCCACCCGAACCAGCCUCAUCAGGCCCACGGUUACCCUCAUGGUCAUGGUCAUGGUCAUGGCCAUGGUCACUCGCAGCCUCCGGCCCCAGGCCCGGCCCCUUCGCGCCCUCAGAUCCGCCGGAUAGAGUCCUCGUCGAGCGACGACACCAUAUCCAUCUCCAGGAGCAGAGGAGGGUGUCCGCCACACACACCCGUCGGCGUCACGAGCCCAUCCUUCCCCAACUUCGCCGCCCAUCCGAACUCGAGCACCAACAGUCUCCAGAACUUCUCCCGUCCCAGCAGACCGAGCAAUGAUCCUCCGGCCGGCCGAACCUCGUCGCCCUUGACCCUGCCCCCUACCCGCGUCGGACACGUGCGGAAGCACUCCCAGACCCAGACCCAGGGCCACUUUGAACCCACCCUGCCCUCUACGAGCUCGUCGAACCUCUCCCACAUUGCCAUGGCCCAGCCAUCCCCCGUGCUUUCCGCGAGCCACAUAGCCGCCCAGGCUGCGAUGCAGCAUCAGCAGCACAGUCGCCAUCGCUCGCAGACCGUCCCGGCUCCCGGGAGCGAGAGCUACGAGCCCGUGAAGAGGCCCGGCCCCAAACCAGUCAUGGGACCACGCAGUCCGCCAGUGCUCAGCUUGACCGAGGCAAGCGCACCACGCGACCACGGCUUCGGGAACCAGAGCUAUCACAACGGCCUGCUUGGCAAUCAUGCGGCCGCUGCUGCCGCGAAUGUCGUAUUUCCGCGCACUUCACCGCAGUCGUCACCUAGCUUACCGACGCAGGAGCCGCCCAUGCCGCCCAUGCCGCCGCCCCUGACUAUCCCUGAAAAGCCGACCAAGUCGGAAAAGUCAAAGGUCAAGCUUUUCUCGCGGCCCAAGAAGAUCGACACCAAGGGCGAGACGAAUCAGCGGCCGUUGCCCAGCCCGGGGAAGAUUGGGUCCGCCCUCGCCUCACUACAGCGUGGAAACUUCAGCACAACAAGUCUGGCAGAUUCACAGUCUUUCUAUAGCAUCGCCAACUCGUCCACUGCAACUAUACGACCUAUUGAUACCCAGCUCGAGAGGGAGGGGAAAGAAAAGGAAAAGGAACGGAGGCAUCACUUCCUCUCCCGGCAGAAGCACAAACUGAGCAGCAAAGAUGACUACCACCUCCCCUUGUCCUCGGCCGCCAGUAAUUCCCGACCAGUCGACCCCAAUGCCCCUACGAGUCUAUACAACUUCAACAUCCCACCUAGCCCGGGCCCGACCAACAACCUUGGCAAGAGCGUGAGUGGUCUCGACUUGCGCCAUGGCGGGCGUGCCCUUCGUGAAAAGAGAAAGGAAGAGAAGCUGGGAGAUGUGAUGCGCCAUGACAACGAUUCUAGUUUUGCCCUUGGGUCGGAGUGGGCCGGGCCAGGUAGUCUUGGAUCCACGGCCAACAACAAUACCGCGACGUCCUACCAGUUCGAACCAGUGGAUUCGGGCAAAUAUGGCUUGAACAGCAUGUCUUUCGACGACGCGUGGCCGUACCUAAAGGCGAAGCUGCUGGUGAUCUUCGAGGGUGGGGAUCUGCGACUGCCGGUCGAGGACUUCAACCGUGUCGUGACCAUGCACAUCCAGUACUGCAUACAACGCCGCGCCGGUCACAUUAUCGUCGACGACCUUCGGGACUUGUUGGCGACGGGCUUCUCCUCGCUGGACCACACAUUGCGCAUGACGCCCGAAGACAGACUGAUCCCGGCGCUGGUAGAAUUAUGGCUCUUCACGUUUACCAACAUCCUCCCCUAUAUGCAGGCCGUCUUCCUGCCGUUGGAUCUCGAGUUCUCGGGCUCCGGCGCCUUACUAUCACCGGAACAAGCACGCGACUUUUGGGGUGGCGCCGUCGCCCAUUCGCCGGGGCCAAAUGCCCAUUUCAACGGAUCAGGUCUGGAGCCGCAUCCUUCGCCGGCUUCCAAGGUCCUCGAGGUCCGGCGGCUGGUACUCCUGGCCUACCGAGACGCCAUGGUACUGCCUCGCUACGAGAAGCUCAAAGCCAUAUUCUCCCGAUUAUCGCUCGAGCACCUACCAUCAUCACUAGGCUCGCUGGCCUUGGCAUCGCCGCCGGUCCUGAACGACAGUGCCACCUCCCUGUCGACGUCGCCGAGUGACGGGUACUCGGCGCGGCCCGGGACAGCCAUGUCGCUCGACCCAAGCGUCGGCAGUUAUAACUCCAACUCGACGACGGUGUUUGGCAACGACUCAAACCCCUCGAGGAGCCGCGCAAUCAGUAACGUCUCGUACGGGAGCGGAGCCUCGGAGCCGGCGUCGGCGGGGGCUGGCAGCCUCCUCCGACCUUUCACGCCCCAGACGAGGGAGAGCGACCGCGGGAGGGAGAUAUUGGGAAGCGUGCGGGAGCAGAAUGUUGAGGACAGCAAACAGGUGACGGAGAUGGUUGGUCGCAUGCUGCAGUGCAUGAGCGUGCUGGCCAGCGUUGGCACAGGCGCCGACGGGCCCAGUAGUACAGCGACAGGUCCCGCGGGGGCGGACGAGCCGAGUAGGAUGGUGUUGGAGCUGGGCAGGCUGCUCAAGCUGAACUGGCUCGGCAGGGGACGGACGGGCAGGAACAGACGAGGAAUGGUUGGCGGUAGGGUGAAGAGACCCGACAUUAGCAACAAUUCGAGCCAUAGUGUGUUGCGGGAAGGGGUACGGGAGGGAGUCAGUGUUGCUGGAUGA
This is a messenger RNA of Anthostomella pinea, 2757 nucleotides long. The record is from the annotation of a GenBank genome assembly. NCBI's taxonomy places the organism in Eukaryota, Fungi, Ascomycota, Sordariomycetes, Xylariales, Xylariaceae.